Messenger RNA from Drosophila nasuta, 1109 nucleotides. It is a transcript of the gene RpL23A, whose product is annotated as ribosomal protein L23A. Gene Ontology annotation, biological process: translation. Lineage: Eukaryota; Metazoa; Arthropoda; Insecta; Diptera; Drosophilidae. Gene Ontology annotation, cellular component: ribosome. The record is from RefSeq and is a predicted model, not a curated record. Bases 106 to 939 code for a protein of 277 amino acids. Gene Ontology annotation, molecular function: structural constituent of ribosome; rRNA binding. The transcript is spliced from 3 exons.
GUGUUGCCAUUAACACAAAAAUCUGGCAGCGCUGCUGUCAAAAUCUGCUUCCGCUCAUUUGACAAUGCCCAUUAUUUCUCCUUUUCAUUUCUUUUUCUCGUAGAAAUGCCACCUAAAAAGCCAACCGAGAAGUCCGCGAAGCCAGCUGGCGAUAAGAAGCCAGAGCAGAAGAAGGCUGCCGCGGCAGCCCCAGCUGCUGCCAAGAAGGAGGCACCAGCUGCAGCUAAGCCUGCAGCUGCUCCCGCCAAGAAGGCAGCUGCUCCCGCCAAGAAGCCUGCUGCAGCUGCUGGUGCGGCUAAGAAGCCAGCUGCUGGCGCUACCAAGAAGCCCGCACUGAAGAAGCCAGUCACCAAGCCCAAGGCCAAGCUCGCUACCAAGAAGGCUGCUGCUGGCAAGAAGCCCCAGUCGGUGCUCUCCAAGCUCUCGGCUAAGGCACGUGCUGCUGCAAAGGGCAAGAAACCCGCCGCGAAGGCUGGUGCUAAGCCCACCAAGGGUACAGCUAAGGCAAAGGCUGUUGCUUUGUUGAACGCAAAGAAGGUGCAGACCAAGAUCGUAAAGGGUGCAUUUGGCACACGCACACGCAAGAUCCGCACCAAUGUGCACUUCCGUCGUCCAACCACGCUGAAGUUGCCCCGCAACCCCAAGUACCCAAGGAAGUCGGUGCCCACCAGGAACCGUAUGGAUGCUUAUAACAUCAUCAAAUAUCCUUUGACCACGGAAGCAGCCAUGAAGAAGAUCGAGGACAACAACACUCUGGUCUUCCUUACACAUCUGCGCGCAAACAAGAAUCAUGUGCGUGCCGCCGUUCGUAAGCUUUACGACAUCAAGGUGGCUAAGGUUAACAUUCUGAUCAGACCCGAUGGUCAGAAGAAGGCUUAUGUGCGCCUAGCGCGGGACUACGAUGCUCUCGAUAUCGCCAACAAGAUCGGCAUCAUAUAAACAUGCAAAAAAAUAUGGGAACGUUUAUCGCGUUUUAAAUUACAACACAAUAGAAUUUUUGUCCUUAAAACAAAAUAAUAAGCGCUGACACAAUAUAGAGCGAAGAUGAACGUUUCAAUGUUGUAUGGGUAUAAUAAAGAAAACAAAAAACAACUCAAUACAACAACGAA